AUGGCUGGCCGUGGAAAAACCCUCGGAUCUGGAGUCGCCAAGAAAGCGACGUCAAGGAGCAGCAAAGCGGGUCUCCAAUUCCCCGUCGGUCGUAUCGCCAGAUUCCUCAAAAACGGCAAAUACGCCGAGCGUGUUGGUGCCGGAGCUCCGGUCUACUUAGCCGCCGUCCUCGAAUACCUCGCCGCAGAAGUUCUAGAAUUGGCGGGGAACGCAGCGAGGGACAACAAGAAGACUAGGAUCGUGCCACGUCAUAUUCAGUUGGCGGUGAGGAAUGAUGAGGAGUUGAGUAAGUUGCUUGGGGAUGUGACGAUUGCUAAUGGUGGUGUGAUGCCGAAUAUUCAUAACCUUCUUCUUCCGAAGAAGGCUGGUGGUG
This is a messenger RNA of Eruca vesicaria subsp. sativa (arugula), 373 nucleotides long. The record is from the annotation of a GenBank genome assembly. Lineage: Eukaryota; Viridiplantae; Streptophyta; Magnoliopsida; Brassicales; Brassicaceae.